GCGGAGGGGGAGGUGGCCGGCAGCUUCUCCCGCGUCCGCCAUUUUGUUGCUGUGGCUCUUGGGAACCGGCUAGGCAAAACCGCCCUGGAGGCGCGACGCUCCUUGGAGUUUGGUAUUUGGUGUAGUAGCUGGGGUCGGUGCAGAGCCGUAGGGGCGCGGAACCGGUACGCUUCAGGCCAGGAGUGACUGGAGGCAGGCACUCCCGGUACGCGGGGCAGCCCGAGAACCCUGGGGCGGCCUCCGCUGCGGUUCGGCUUCGCCCGCCGCGACCUCGGGCUCUGCCCCGGGUUCCCUGAGCCGGCUCCUUCCGUGAGGCGGCCCCGGAGCAGGCGGGCUAAAGUGGAGGAUGCUGUGGGGUCGGAGCCGAGAGGAAGGUGCUGGCUCGGCCCUCUAAGCACGUCUCGAAGUGUGCCGAGAGGCCCUUCUUCGGCCCCAAAGCCGUCUGCCGGGAAUAGGUGUCCAGAGCAGGCGAGAGCAGCCGCCGCCCCGACCCGCCCCACAGCCUCGGCCCGACACCAUGUCCUCCGCCAGGUUCGACUCCUCUGAUCGCUCCUCUUGGUACAUGGGGCCAGUGUCUCGUCAGGAGGCGCAGACCCGGCUCCAGGGCCAGCGCCACGGAAUGUUUUUAGUCCGCGACUCCUCCACCUGCCCCGGGGACUAUGUGCUGUCGGUGUCCGAGAAUUCGCGGGUCUCCCACUACAUCAUCAACUCGCUGCCCAACCGCCGUUUUAAGAUUGGGGAUCAGGAGUUUGACCACUUGUCGACCCUGCUGGAGUUCUACAAGAUUCACUACCUGGACACCACCACCCUAAUCGAGCCCGCACCCAGGUAUCCAAGCCCACCAAUGGGAUCUGUAUCAGCACCCAACCUGCCUACAGCAGAAGAAAAUCUGGAAUAUGUACGGACUCUGUAUGAUUUUCCUGGGAAUGAUGCUGAAGACCUACCCUUUAAAAAAGGUGAGAUCCUGGUGAUAAUAGAGAAGCCUGAAGAACAAUGGUGGAGUGCCCGGAACAAGGACGGCCGGGUUGGCAUGAUUCCUGUCCCUUAUGUUGAAAAGCUUGUGAGAUCCUCACCACAUGGAAAGCAUGGAAAUAGGAAUUCCAACAGUUACGGGAUCCCAGAACCUGCUCAUGCGUAUGCUCAACCUCAGACCACAACUCCUCUACCUGCGGUUUCCAGUACUCCUGGGGCAGCAAUCAACCCUUUGCCAUCCACACAGAAUGGACCUGUCUUUGCAAAAGCCAUCCAGAAAAGAGUACCCUGUGCAUAUGACAAGACUGCCUUGGCAUUAGAGGUUGGUGACAUUGUGAAAGUCACGAGGAUGAAUAUAAAUGGCCAGUGGGAAGGUGAAGUCAAUGGGCGCAAAGGGCUUUUCCCCUUCACUCAUGUCAAAAUCAUUGACCCUCAAAACCCAGAUGAAAAUGAGUGAUUGCCAUUGCCCUGUUUUCUGCUGCUUCAUUGUUCUGCCUGUCAUAGUCCUUUCAAUGGAAAAGCAUCCUAUUUCAUAGGCAAGUUACACUGCAUUGCCGACGUCCAGCCUUCUGCAGACUGGCGGUCCCAUACGCAUUUGGAAUGCACACAGUGGCUGCCUUCGCAUUUGUAUCAUAGUUGUAUUGUCAAAGAGUAGCAGAUUUUAGAGUUCCUUUGGAUCAUAAACUGGAAAUACUGGUGGAAGCACACACGUCAAGAGGAGCUGACAAGGCAAGGGUCCUUCUCAUCACUGCCCUGUUGUACAUGUGACUGUUUCUGUCGUGUUCAUCAGAGAAAGCUCCAGGCCAUGGUGAGACAUUGCACGUUGCUGUUCAACAAAACAGUGGUUGAAUUGCUAAGUUUGUUUUUCUUUAAAGAACAGAGCAAGUGAACGUUAAAGAAGAGGGAAUUCUAUCCUCAACUCCCCAAAUCUGGCUUUUGUCUUUUUUUCCUUUUGGUUUGAUUUUGAAAGACUUUAAUUAAUUAGAUGUGUGUGUUCUGAACAGGUUUUUAAGUAGCAGGUUGGAUUUUUGUGAUAUCACCAGGAGUGACACAUGCCUCUGAGUUUCUAAACUGGAGGUACUGUACCUAGAAGAAAUGAAAAAAGAAGAAAAACCCUGAAGAGGAGGCCUUUAUUGUCUUGGUUGGUGGCAGAAUCUUUUUAGCCAUAUAGCAAACAACACCCAGUACCCCAAAACUCAGCAGUCACGGUGUGCCAAGCUGUGUGGGCAGCCUUUUAGAUUUGCAUUGUCCCCCAAAGCAAUAGUGUGGAGGGCGAUUUGGGGGAACCUUUGCUUUCACCUUGUUUGUCAACGAUAGGAACAUUUGGGGAGAGGGCACUUGACCAGUUUUUUUGUCUUGGGCUUCAGUGAGUGUACCCUUUUAAAGUAUAGGACUUAAGUUUCUUUAAAAAGGGAGGUUGUUCAUAGAAUCAUUGAAUUCAUUACUUUAAAUUCUACUCUCUGAAGCCCAGCCCUCCUUGCCCCAGCCCAGGCUCACCAGGCUGCCAGAGAAAGAUGGUGCUGCUGAUACUGGUUCCUCUGUCUGUGUGCUCAUGAUACUCCCAAGCAAAGAAAGUGCAGACUGUGGACAUUGGUUAGUGUAUUUGAUGUCUAAUGUUUUAGUGGCUAGGGAGAACCAUUAACCAAUUUACCAUUAACUAUUUACCAGUUUGAUGUUAAUUUCCCUGUUACCUGAAAGAGGCCUCUUCGUGUAAGCCAACUGGUACAAGUGGCUAAGGCAGACUAGAAUUAUGGAACCUUUUUGCAUUUCAACCUGCUGUCACUUCUGGAAACUGAUGAUGACAGGCCUCAGCUUAUAAAGAAUACAGCAGACCUGGAGAUGUAGCGGUGACCUAAUGAGCAUCUCUGUGUCAUUUACGGAAUGUCUGCUAUAUCUGUUUGUCUCCCAGAGGUCUUAGGUUUUGAGCAUUAGAGCAAUAUAUUCUGGUAACAGAACUAGCAUAACAAUGAAAAAAUUUUUUUAAUCUGUAUUCUGUCAGGCAGGUUACCACCAUAUUAAAGAAUCUUGAGAGUGCUCCUAUGCGACAGAAUUAAUGGUCAGUUGGAAAAAAAUUACACUGUGGCUGCCUGUCUGUACUUUUCCUAAAAGAAGAUAGCUAUUGGCUCUUCCUAAUCAAGUGAGAACUGUGGGCACCUGUGGCUCUGAAGGUACUCAUCCAUUGCAGUUGCUGCUUGUUCUUAGUUGAGGCCCGGUGACAAGUGACACGUGCAUGGAAGGACCCCCACACUCUGCCUAGAAACUAGCCUUGCGGCUAGCGCUCCAGUACUUGAGGGGUGUUUAGCAGAAGGUAGAAUGUGUGCCCGUUAACUGGGGGGCUUGGCACCUCUUAGGACAAUAGUUGGCCCAGAACACAAGAAGUAGAACGGCCGUUUUGGAAAGCAAGGUUUUCUUUCAGCCAUGUCUGCUGACCAGUAUAGCAGACCCACAUUAUGUGGAGCACUUCAGAAUCAGAACACUCACAGCCUAGGUUUGGCUUCGUAGUAAGUCUGUCUGCUCACCACUUCAGCCCACAUAUGUGUCUCCAGGACUACCCUGGAGACUCAGAGCAUCAAACAGGGUGAGCCUUGAGUUCUGAACUCUCAAGAUACGUGCCAAAAGUAGCACCUUUUUGACCUAGACUCUUAGUAGUUUUUUAAUCAGGCAGGGAAAUUUUUCACACUAAACAUACAAAAAACAGCACCCUCGCCUUGGCUUUGUGAGUGGGUUCCCCAGCAGUCUGGGAAGAGUGCUUCAGAAAGUGAUGUGAAUCUUCCAGAAGGGCUUCCUUCCCUCCUGGGCACACUUCCCUUUUAGGACGGUUCAUUAUUGCUACUUGCUCUACUGUACUGCUUGUCAUUUAAGAAAAUAUUUGGAUGUUAAAUUAAUUCACUUGGGAAGUGAACAAGUUACGUACUAAAGGGCAUUGACAGUUGAUUCAGAACUUAUCCUGGGAAGGAUCUUCAACACAGGAGUCAUUUUUGUCAUUUAUGCACAGUGUGGUACCACCUUAUGACACGGUAACGAAGAGGAGGACACAUUGACUUCAGUCGCCCAGAAGAGACACCUUCUGUGCUCCCGGUUGGAAAGCUGAAAGGAGGGAAGGACAGCUGCUCCCUCCUCGGAGCUCACGCAUCCCUGGCACUGUGCUUUCUUUUACAGCUGUUUACAGAUGGGGCGGGUGGCGUGGGCGGCCGCUGCUCUUGUAAUGACUGCUCAGAGGAAAAUGAACAUUUUAUUUUUGAAAAGGGAUGAUGUGUUUUUUGUGCCAGGUGUUUAUAAUUUAAUCCUUUAAUAUUAUGUUCAUUAACUUCUUAAAAUGAGUGAAUUCUUGUUUUAACACAAUACCUAAGACUAAUGCUUUCUUGGACACCACUGAGCUCUGCCUCAAACUCUACCCUCCGGGACCGGAGACCAAUGUCCCUGGUAACUGCUGACAGUGUGGAUACCGAACUAAUUGUGCGUUCUAAAGGAGUGGAAGGACAGUUCUCUGUGGACAGGGUCGUUGUCUCUGCAGGAGAAACGGUGGCCUUGCUUCUAGACGGUCUUCACUGUGUGUUUUGAAACAACAAAAACAACACAAAACUCUUGACCUGUAACUUAAAGAUCGUAAACUUCAGGCAAUAAUAUUUUCUGUGUAAGCUUUUAAAAUUAUUUUUGGGGAUCAUAGCUUGUUUUAUUUUGUGCUAUAAAAUUAACAGUAUUAAAUGACUUAUAUUCUUAGAAUACAUUGAGUGUCUUUUCUUAACAGAUUAGUGCCUUUUUAUUUUUGUAUUUCAUUUUACGUUACUGGUUCUGGCAUCAGAACCCUUGUUUCCAUGGCCUGUUUGUACAUUGUCUCAAUAAAACUUGCAUCAGCCGGUGGUGGCAGCA
Messenger RNA from Phyllostomus hastatus (greater spear-nosed bat), 4842 nucleotides. It is a transcript of the gene CRKL, whose product is annotated as CRK like proto-oncogene, adaptor protein. The transcript is spliced from 3 exons. NCBI's taxonomy places the organism in Eukaryota, Metazoa, Chordata, Mammalia, Chiroptera, Phyllostomidae. The coding region runs from base 518 to 1429 and encodes 303 amino acids. The record is from RefSeq and is a predicted model, not a curated record. Gene Ontology annotation, biological process: positive regulation of ERK1 and ERK2 cascade. Gene Ontology annotation, molecular function: protein binding.